This is a messenger RNA of Austrofundulus limnaeus, 2935 nucleotides long. The record is from RefSeq and is a predicted model, not a curated record. NCBI's taxonomy places the organism in Eukaryota, Metazoa, Chordata, Actinopteri, Cyprinodontiformes, Rivulidae.
AUGAAACCAGCAGGAGGCGCCGGUGAGUCCGAAGUCCUGAGUCCCUCCAUCACCGCUCAACACUGCCUGCCUCCUCUUCCUCCUCUUCCUCCUCUUCCUCCUCCCGCCUGGGAUGCUGAGGAAAAUGAUGUGACGCUGCAGCCGACCAAUCAGGAGAGGAGGGGGGCGUGUCCAGAAGCAGAGCUCAGAGCUGAUGAUGCUGAGAGCACUGAGGAGGAGGAAGAGGAGGGUGGAGGAGGCCUAGCCCGAGCCGAGGAGCACCGACUGAUAAAGGAGGAGGAAGAGGAGGGAGGAAGCUGUCGCCUGUCAGAGGAGGACCUGGCGGCGCCGUCAUGGACCAACACCGACCAGAGAGACCCACCAGCCUGGCUCUGUUCCCUCAGAGGCCACAAGCCGGGUCCCAGGAUCCAGGAGAAGGUGUGUGAGGCAGAACCGCUGCAGCUCAGUGAUCUGUUCAAGGACGCCUGGAUGGCCUGUUCUGAUCCGGUCCGGUCCGAGCUGCUCUGCCAUUUUGUCAAGAAAAUUCUGGACUCCAUCAACAACAACUCUUUAGGAAAAAAGGAGAACUGGAGGGACUCUCACUCCUCCUCCCCACAUGUUACAGGAGGUCCAGCUCCUCAGGAGGUCCAGUCCAAAGCAGAGGACAAAGUCCGACCCGGUGCUCAGCGCCGACCGGCACCAAAACCUCCCACAGCCGGGUCCAACAGCAGAACCAGCGCUCAGACCGCCGCCUUGGCUUCAGACGCACGGACCAAGGACAGGGACAAGAAUGCACACCAGAGACAGAGGGAGGUGAACGGGCCGAAGGGACGGUCCACUGAGGGGAGAGGAAGAGGAGGGACGAAGGUGAGCAGCAGAGGAGCAGGAGGAGGUGCAGCAGGAGGAGGUGUCAGGUCCAACAACAAGCUGUUCAACCAGGAGGUCUACCUGCCAGCCAUGGUGGUCCCCCGCACACCUGUAGCACCCAGAACCCAGGAGCAGAACCAGAACCAAGGCCAGAACCAUGACAGAACCCAGGACAACCCUCCUGCUCUGUCCCGGUCCAGCAGCGAGGGGGGUUCCAACAGGAUGUCCCUGGGCUCAGACACAGAGGGACCCCCACCUGAACCUCUGCAGCCGUCCCUGUCCUGCAGAGACAACCCCGACAUCAGAGAAGAGGACGGGGAAGGGACUCCGACUCCCUGCCUGCCCGUCCAGAACCGUCCCACCUGCAGUCCGGCAGGAGGGGACAGACCAGAGACAGAACCAGGAGGUGAGCCUGUGGUGAACGGAGUGUUGGACCGAACAGAACCAGAGGGCCAGGCUGCAGCUGGCUUGAGUUACGACUCUGUCAAAUACACCCUGGUGGUGGACGAGCACGCCCAGCUGCAGCUGGUGGACCUGAAGGACUGUCUCCAUAAGACCAGUGUGGACAACCAGCGUGAGGACAGCGACACCGAGACAGUCUACCAGUCAGCCAAUGAGGAGGAAGACCCCGAGUAUGUGCAGGAGAGGAGGCGGAGCGAGGACUCCAGGAAAGAAGAGGAGGCGAAGAGGAGGAAGGAGGAAGAUUUAAAGAGGAGGAGAGAGGAGGAGGUUAAGAGGAGGAGGGAGGUAGUUGCCAUUUCAAGGGUUUGCAAGCAGUCCAAGGUGACUUCAGCCACAACCUCCGAGGAGGAGGAGUCUAAUGGAAGAAGGGGCGGAGUUCCAAGAAGCAGGAAGUUCCUGAACCUGUUCUCCAACAGCAGCAGUCAGUACAGCUCCACAGGUGCCGGGUCGUUUGGUGUGUUCUCCUGUGUUCUGGAUGGUGUGGAGCGGCAGCAGAGCCACAGAGCGGUCUACAGGUUCAUCCCCCGUCAUGCAGACGAGCUGCACCUGGAGGCGGACGACCCGGUUCUGAUGCUGAAGCAGAGUGAAGAUCUGUGGUGUCAAGGCUACAACAUGAGGACCGGAUCUACCGGGAUCUUUCCUGCUUUCUACUCUGUCAAAGUGCCCAAAGACCAGAACCACGUCCGGAACGACGGCUGGUUCGAGCAGUUCAUGGUGCGGUUUCUAGGUUCAGUCCAGGUCCCGAUUCACAUGGGCAAUGAUGUGCUGUGUUCAGCAAUGCAGAAGGUAGCGUGUAACAGGCGGUCAGCUGGUCAGCCGCCUGCAGCCUGUGUUUUGGAGGUCAGCCUGAAGGGUGUGAAGAUGAGCGUCCAGGACCAGUGUCACUCUGCUCACAGGGGAGAUCAAUGUUUCCAUUUCUUCCAGUUGAAGAACAUCUCUUUCUGUGGCUGCCAUCCCAAACACAACAGAUAUUUCGGUUUCAUCACUAAACACCCGGACCAACAGCGCUUCGCCUGCCAUGUGCUGAUGUCUGACACUUCGUUACACCCUCUUGCUGAGGCUGUGAGAGGCUGUGAGGUAGCGUGUAACAGGCGGUCAGCUGGUCAGCCGCCUGCAGCCUGUGUUUUGGAGGUCAGCCUGAAGGGUGUGAAGAUGAGCGUCCAGGACCAGUGUCACUCUGCUCACAGGGGAGAUCAAUGUUUCCAUUUCUUCCAGUUGAAGAACAUCUCUUUCUGUGGCUGCCAUCCCAAACACAACAGAUAUUUCGGUUUCAUCACUAAACACCCGGACCAACAGCGCUUCGCCUGCCAUGUGCUGAUGUCUGACACUUCGUUACACCCUCUUGCUGAGGCUGUGAGGAGAGCGUUUCAGCAGUUCUACAAGGAGCACAUUGGAUACUCGUGUCCCACAGAGGACAUCUUCAUUGAAUAAAGCCCACAUGAACUGAAGACACUUCCUGCAUGUAAGCCUGGUCUUACAGCCAUCAGGACCACCCGUAUACCCUCUGUGCAUGGUGGACCAGAACCAGAACCUGCUCAAACGGCCCAACAGUCCUGUCAUGUUAAUGCACUUAUUGACAGAAACUAUUUUCAUGUAACCUUAAAUAGAUAUUAUACUCCAAACUACA